Tilletiaria anomala UBC 951 is the source of this 3591-nucleotide messenger RNA. RefSeq lists its product as uncharacterized. The transcript is spliced from 8 exons. The coding region runs from base 1 to 3591 and encodes 1196 amino acids. Gene Ontology annotation, biological process: sister chromatid cohesion. NCBI's taxonomy places the organism in Eukaryota, Fungi, Basidiomycota, Exobasidiomycetes, Georgefischeriales, Tilletiariaceae. Gene Ontology annotation, molecular function: ATP hydrolysis activity; ATP binding; protein binding. The record is from RefSeq and is a predicted model, not a curated record. Gene Ontology annotation, cellular component: chromosome; nucleus; cohesin complex.
AUGGAUGCGAUCUCCUUCGUAUUGGGUGUGAAGAGUGGACAACUGCGGUCCAGCCAACUGAAGGACUUGAUUUAUAGAGGCCGAAGGCUCGGUACAGAGGAAGUGGAUGGAGAGUCUGAUCUGAGUGACCCAGAUCAUGAGGCGAGGAGCGAGGAAUCGGGCAAGCGGGCGUCGGUCACUGCAGUGUUCCGAGAUGGCAAGGCCAUUGAGCACCGCUUUCAGAGAACCAUCCACCUCUCAGGGAGUAGUGAAUACCGCAUCAACGGCAAGUCCAUAUCCUAUGCCCAGUACAACAGCAAGCUGGAGCAGUACAACAUUUUAGUCAAGGCGAAGAACUUUCUAGUGUUCCAAGGUGAUGUGGAAGCCGUCGCUUCGCAAAACUCCAAGGAUUUGAGCAAGUUGGUGGAUCGAAUCAGCGGGUCGCUUGAUCUGCAAGACGAAUACGACCAAGCCAAGGCGGCUAUGGAGAAGGCUGUUGACAAUUCUACCUUCAACUUCAACAAGCGGAGAGGUAUCAAUUCAGAGCUGAAACAAUUCAAGGAGCAGAAGACUGAGGCAGAGCGCUACGAGCAACUGCUUGACGAAAAAGAUGCUCAUGUCCUUCAACAGAUCUUGUGGAAGUUGUACCACCUGCAGCAAAACAUGACCACGCAGCUGGAGACAAUCGGCGAGGUCAGCGAGAAGCUGGACGAACUCCGCGAAGCGCAUGGGGUUGAGGAGCACGGCGUCAUCAGCGCGAAGAAGGACGUGGCCAAAGUCCAAAAAGACAUGAUCAAGCAAGAGAAGGCAAUGAAGCGUGCAGAGACAGAGUUGGCCGACAAGCAACCGGAGCUUGAUGCGGUAGAGACGCGCCUGGCCUAUUCCCGUCGCACGGCCGAGAAUGCCGAGUCGUUGAUUGAGCGCAUUAAGGUCGACCUUGUCAAGCACGGAGCCGCGGUGGAGAAGCUCCAGAAAGACCGAGACUUGGCCCAAGCAGCGGCAGACCACGCAGCGGAAGAACGCAGGCUGGCGGCACAAAAGGAGGGCGUGACGCUGAGCGAAGGCGAUCUUGCAGAAUACCAAGAGCUGAAGGCCACAGCGGAAGCAAGAGCCAUCUCUGAGCGUCAGCAGCUCGACUCCAUCACACGACAGAUCCGUACGAGGCAAGAGGCUCUACGAAAUGUCAACGACCAGCUUCGCCAGCUUCAUUCUCAGAAGGAACAUCUGGAGCAAGAGCGUGAGCAGCAACAGACCCGACUUGAUCUCUCCUCAGCGCGCAUCAACACGGUUGAAGCCAACUUGCGAGAUGUCCGGUCAGAUGCAGAAGCGGUACAAAGGGAAAGGGAACGUAUUCGGAAACGUGAAGCCGAAGUCAAUGGUAUCCUCACGGAGUGCUACAACAAACUCCUUCAGGCAGGCCAUGACCGAAAGGAAAGCGAGAAAGAGGCAAAGAUGAGAGAGACAAUCAUGACCCUGCAAAAAAUCUUUCCAGGGGUGCGUGGCAGGGUGAUCGACCUUUGCGAGCCCACGCAGCAAAAGUAUGCCGCCGCAAUUUCGACAGUGCUUGGACGCAACGCCGACUCUAUUGUUGUGGAGUACGAAAAGACCGCCAUCGACUGCAUUGAGUAUCUCCGCAAUCAACGAGUAGGGCAGGCCACAUUUAUCCCGCUCGACACGAUCCAGAUCAAGCCCAUGAACGAUCGGCUCCGCAGUAUCGCCAAGGGUGCUCGUCUCGCAUUCGAUAUUGUCAAGUACCAGCCGAAUGUACAGCGAGCCAUCCAGCAUGCGUGCGGCAAUGCGCUUGUAUGCGACGAUAUGACUGUCGCUCGUUACGUGGUCUACGAGCGCAAACAGGAGGUCAAAGCCGUCACGCUUGAUGGCACGGUCAUUCACAAGAGCGGUCUGAUUACUGGUGGUCAGUCUGGGCAGAGUCCGACGCGAAGAUGGGAGGAACGAGAAAUGCAGGGUCUGCACCGUCAACGCGAGCAGUGCAUCUCUGAGCUCAAGGAUCUGCAAAAGGAGAAGCGCAACAUUGGUAGUGAUGAUGAUAUCAUUGCAAAGAUCGGUCACUUCGAAGCUGAGCUUGCAGCCGUACGAGACGAGCACCGUGCCACGUCAGGCAAGUUGCAAGGUGCCAAGGACGAGCUCAAGGUGGUCGAUGCGCAGAUCAAAGAAAUCGAGCCAAAGAUCGCAGGUGAACAGAUCGCGGCCGAAAAGGCAGAAUCAAAAGCCACUCGCCUCCGCAGCAAGGUCGAGCAGGAAGAGGACCAGGUAUUCUCGGCCUUCUGUGCUCGCAUCCGCGUGGCCAACAUUCGCGAGUACGAGCAAGAGCAGCUAAGGAUCCUCGAAGAUCAGAACGAGGCCAAGCUGCAAUAUGCGACGCAGCUCAAGCGCCUCACGCACCAGCUCAAUUUUGAGACCCAGACCGUGACCAGCAUCGAGGAAAGGAUCAAAGCGCUGCAGAAGGCGCACAUGCGAGAAGAGCGCAAGAUGGAGGAAGCGGCUUCUGAGCGGGAGAAGAUCGAGGCCGAGAUGGUCACACUGCGUUCCAACAUGAAGAGCGCGAGCGACACUCUGCAGGAGCUGCAGAAGACCUACGAUUCUGCUCGCGAAGUGUACACAGGUGCAAAGCGGCAGCUGCAUCAGGCGACCAAAGCGCUCGACGCCGCCUUGAGGCAGAUUGCCUCGUGCAAUGACACGAUCGAGAAGCUUGGCGCGGAGCGUGCCAUGCUAUAUCGCCGCUGCAGGCUCGAGGACAUCGACCUUCCGCUCGUCAAAGGCUCAUUGACUAAAGUCCCGCUUCUCGAAGCGCCAAAUGCUGACUCGAUGGAGCUCGACGAGGACUCAACCGAGGCGGCCGAGGUGGACAACUUUGGUAUUGAAGUCUCCUUCAAAGAUCUGGAGGAGGAGGAGAUGGAGGAUGGGUCUGCAGUGAUGGCGCAGACUCUUCAGGAGCGCAUUGACAACAUUGUCUCAGAGAUUGAACGUAUGACGCCGAAUCUCAAGGCGACUGAGAGAUUGGACGACACCGAGACGCGCCUGGCAGAGACGGAGCAAGAGUUUGAGCGCUCGCGCAGAGAUGCCAAGGUGACUCGCGAUGAGUUCCUGCGGGUCAAAAAGCGUCGUUGCGAGCUGUUCAACAAGGCAUAUGAACACAUCUCGGAGCGCAUCGAUCCGAUCUACAAGGAGCUCACCAAGGGUAAGGCCGCGGCAAACGGAGGCACUGCCUAUCUCAGUUUGGAAGACACAGAGGAGCCUUACCUGAGCGGCAUCAAGUACCACGCCAUGCCGCCCAUGAAGCGCUUCCGUGACAUGGACCAGCUAUCAGGUGGCGAGAGGACAAUGGCUGCUCUGGCGCUGCUAUUUGCCAUUCACUCGUACCAGCCUGCUCCAUUCUUUGUCCUGGACGAGGUGGACGCAGCGCUCGACUCACAGAACGUCGCCAAGGUCAGCAACUACAUCCGCCAGCAUGCCAGUGAUGCAUUCCAGUUUAUUGUCAUUUCGCUCAAGGCGUCCCUGUACGAGAGGUCGCAGGCACUCGUCGGCAUCUACCGCGAUCAGGACCUCAACUCCAGCUCUACCCUCACACUCGACCUUGAGAAGUACGCCUAA